ACCUGGGUGAAGGGACAGUCCCACAUCCAGCCCGUCACAGACCUAGCCGGCAGAAUAUGAGCGUCUUCCUGCGAAAGCGAUGCCUCUGCCUAGGCUUCCUGCUCUUCCAUCUCAUAAGUCAAGUCUCUGCAACUCUGCGCUGCCCACCUCGGUGCCCGCCCCAGUGCCCCAGUAUAUCACCGACCUGCGCUCCCGGGGUGCCCUCAGUGCUGGACGGCUGCUCCUGCUGUCCGGUGUGCGCCCGCCAGCGCGGGGAGAGUUGCUCUGACAUGAGACCAUGCGACCAGCGCAUCGGUCUCUACUGUGAACGCGGCGCAGACCCCAAAAACCAGACUGGCAUUUGCAUGGCUCCAGACGGAGACAACUGUGUGUUCGAUGGCGUCAUUUACCGCAGUGGAGAGACAUUUGAGCCAAGUUGUCAAUACCACUGCACCUGCAGAGACGGGCAGGUCGGCUGUGUGCCCCGCUGCCAGCUGGACGUGCUACUGCCGGGUCCUGACUGCCCAGCUCCAAGAAAAGUCGCAGUGCCAGGGGAGUGUUGCGAAAAGUGGACCUGUGGCUCAGAAGAGGAGAGGACACUGGGAGGCCUGGCCCUUCCAGCCUACAGACCGGAAGUCACCGUAGGAGUCGAAGUCUCUGACUCCAGUGUCAACUGCAUUGAGCAGACGACGGAGUGGAGUGCGUGUUCCAAGAGCUGUGGGAUGGGCUUGUCCACCCGGGUCACCAACAGGAACCACCAGUGUGAGAUGGUAAAGCAGACUCGUCUCUGCAUAGUCCGGCCUUGUGAACAAGAGCCUGAGGAAGCAACAGACAAGAAAGGUAAAAAGUGUCUCCGCACCAAGAAGUCACUGAAAGCCAUCCACCUACAGUUCAAGAAUUGCACUAGCCUGAGCACCUAUAAGCCCCGGUUCUGUGGGGUCUGCAGUGAUGGCCGCUGCUGUACCCCCUACAACACCAAAACCAUCCAGGUGGAGUUUCAGUGUUCCGCAGGGCAAACCAUCACGAAACCGUUCAUGGUCAUUGGAACCUGUACCUGCCACUCCAACUGCCCUCAGAACAAUGAGGCCUUCCUCCAAGAGCUGGAGCUGAAGACGAGCAGAGGAGAAAUGUAACAGGUGCCCAGGGAAGCACAUUGAUUGAGGGAAACUGUUGCUACUGCAUGACCCGCCAUCACCUGUAUAUAAGAAACAUAAUGAAGGAGUUGUCCCAUGUAUGUUUCUGUGAUCAUAUGAGGUCAUUUAUAUUUGUCUCUUUUUUUUUUUUAAUGAAAGAUGUUCCAAAUGUAAAUUUUAGAAUCAAGGUAAGCUCAGGAUAUGGCUUAGGGGGUAUCUCGCUUUCCUGUGCUGUUUAUUACAAGUGCAAAUUUGUGUAAAUUUAAGUCAUAUAGAUAUCUAGUUGGUAGAAUGUAUCACAUCACACUCAUUUUCUGUGCACUAGUUAAAUCCCAAUAAAUGUUACAGAAAUGAUUGGCAUAGUGAAAUCUAAGAUCAUGUUGAACAAAUAUAUAUAUAUAUAUAUAUAUAUAUAUAUAUAUAUAUAUAUAUAUAUAUCACCAUAUAACAAAGUUGACUUGAGGGAUCUCUACUGAGCUCCUUGUUGGGGGUAGGUCAACCUUGUGCUUCCAAGUGUAAGAUCAAAGGAAACAUACAGCUCUUGAACAUGAAGUUCGGAGACUGAUUGUCUACUUAGUACACUAGGAAAUGUGCUAUAGCUACAGCAAUGGAAUGAUGUCUCUUAAUUAAGUGGGCUGGUGUCAUGGACUUUCUGCAUUAUAGACAAACUGACUCCUUUCCAAUAGAAAGAAGCUGAACCAAAAACCCCCAAAGCAGAGAUGACAGGGCCUCUCAGGGCGUGGUUUGUAUCCCGGAGGCUGCUGAGGCCCACUUUUAAGCAGGGAUUCUUUCAUAAACAGUACACUGAAGACCAGGCCACCUAAUUCACAAUCUCUGAUGACUUUUAAAUGUGCUUUUAGGGCAAUUUUGAAAAGGAAGAGCAGAAACUACAAAAUUUUAUGAAACUUUAGAGUUACUGAAGACCUGUUCAAAAUACAUCCUUUGGUCAUAGUUAUGAAAACACAAGAUAUACAUGUGUACCUGUGUAUACUUAAUAAACAAAAAUCACAAAAUGUACUAGAAAAUACAAUUUGUACAUCACACAAGUUCCACUCUUCCUUUUAAAGUAUUUAUGAAAAUAUAAAUUAUACAUUUUGUAAAAUAUUCUCUUUAAUUUCCCUAGUUGUUACAAACAACUUUAAAAAAAAAAAAUACAAUGUUAUCAGUUCGUGACUCUGGUACUAGAUGUGUGUUACCAGUUUAAUGUUGUUUACUGAAAAUAAAAAUCCAUGAAUUAA
Messenger RNA from Arvicanthis niloticus (Nile rat), 2350 nucleotides. It is a transcript of the gene Ccn3, whose product is annotated as cellular communication network factor 3. NCBI's taxonomy places the organism in Eukaryota, Metazoa, Chordata, Mammalia, Rodentia, Muridae. Gene Ontology annotation, cellular component: extracellular region; extracellular matrix. Gene Ontology annotation, biological process: signal transduction; chondrocyte differentiation; positive regulation of cell differentiation. The record is from RefSeq and is a predicted model, not a curated record. Gene Ontology annotation, molecular function: integrin binding; heparin binding.